Molecule: messenger RNA, 835 nt
Organism: Sodiomyces alkalinus F11
Lineage: Eukaryota; Fungi; Ascomycota; Sordariomycetes; Glomerellales; Plectosphaerellaceae
Product: trafficking protein particle complex subunit 2
Exons: 2
Coding region: 220-711 (163 amino acids)
Biological process (GO): endoplasmic reticulum to Golgi vesicle-mediated transport
Cellular component (GO): nucleus; TRAPP complex; cytoplasm
Source: RefSeq, a predicted model, not a curated record
CUUAUUAACACCACAGUUGUUGUACUUCGUACCUCGCACUUCGUACGCUGGCGGAACACCGACACACCUCGUUCGUGUUCGAUUCCCAGAUGUACGAUCAAAUUCCCAUUGACGCGCGACUCAGCCAACCGUCCCUCCUGAAUCGAACGAUCGCAGCUUAUACGUAACUUGCUUCCAUCAACGGCAGAAUUACCCGACGGGCCUUGUGUCCCCUCGACCAUGUCUUACUACUUCGCCAUAGUCGGAACCCAAGACAACCCGCUGUUCGAGCACGAGUUCGGCACCUCUAAGCAAGGCGGCGAUGGCCAGUCCCGGUUUAACGAGCAAGUCCGGCAUCUGAAUCAGUUCAUUCUGCACAGCAGCCUCGAUGUCGUAGAAGAAGUGCAAUGGGCGCAAGGGCAAAUGUACCUCAAAGUAGUCGAUAGGUUCUUCAACAACUACGUGUCCUGUUUCGUGACAGCCGGCAACGUUAAGUUUCUCCUCCUCCACCAGCCCGCCCUGCCGCCCGGUCCACCGACCUCGCGCUCGUCCACCGCCAUUGGAGCGAACCCGACAAGUCCAGCUACCGAGGAGGCCAUCAAGAACUUCUUUGCUGAGGUGUACGAGAACUGGAUCAAGGCUAUUAUGAAUCCGUUUUACAAAGUGAAUAUGGAGGUCACAAGUCCUGUGUUCCGACAAAGGGUGGCCGCUGCAGGCAGGAAAUACCUGUAGCGAACAGUCGUGGAAGUUGGGAAUACGAAGAUAAUUGGCAUGAUGUGGCUUCGGGGCCUGGAAGGUUAUGUUGCUGUUAUGAAUACUACACAGAUACCCAAUGGAGAGAAAUAGGACAGCCGUG